AUGGCAUUAGAAAUGGAGAUUAAGGAUUUACUAGUGUUCAGCGAUUCAGAUUUGCUUGUACAUCAGACUCUCAAGGAGUGGAUCACUCGGGAUUCAAAGAUCUUGCCUUAUCAUUGCAACUUACUGGAGUUAGCGAAUAAGUUUAAGAGUUUGGAGUUUCGGCAUAUUUCCCGUGUCAGAAAUGUCUUUACCGAUGCAUUGGCCACUUUAUCUUCAAUGAUUCAACAUCCAGAUGAGUUGGCAAUUGAACCUAUCCAGAUUCAUCUACAAGAAAAACCUGCUCACUGCCUAGUUGUGGAAAAGUCUUCCGAUGGCCGUCCCUGGUACAACGAUAUCAAGGAAUUUCUCAAAACAGGGUCCUAUCCCCCUGGAGCCGAUACAACUGCUAAAAGUUUCGUGCGCAGAUUGUCUUCUAAAUUUUUCCUAAACGGAGAAGUGGUAUACAAAAGGACGUCAGACUUGGGCCUUCUAAGAUGUGUUGAUGAAGACGAAACAGAAUACCUGAUGAAAGAAGUACAUAGUGGACUGUGCGGAUCACAUAUGAAUGGCCAUUUAUUAGCAAAGAAGAUCAUGCGGACCGAAAAUUUUUGGCUUACUAUGGAGCAUGAUUGUGUAGUUUUUGUUAGAAAAUGCGUAAAGUGUCAAUUGCAUGGACAUGUUAUGCGCACUCCCCCCACAGAAUUACACAAUAUGACUGCUCCCAGGCCAUGUUCGAUGUGGGGUAUGGAUGUAAUCGGAGCAAUUGACCCUCCCGCUUCAAAUGGGCAUCAGUUUAUUCUGGUGGCAAUUGAAUAUUUCACCAAGUGGGUCGAAGCUGAAUCUUAUAAGCAUGUGACUAAAAAGGUGGUGACGGACUUUCUAAGGAAGCACAUCAUUUGUCAUUUUGGAAUACCAGAGACAUUAAUCACUGACAAUGCCAAGAAUCUCAACAAUGAUAUGGUAGAUGGAUUGUGUGAACAGUUCAAAAUCAGGCAUAGGAACUCCUCUAUUUAUAGACCACAAAUGAAUGGAGCGGUUGAGGCCGCGAAUAAGAACUUGAAGAAGAUAAUUCGCAAGAUGAUUGAAAGACACCGUGAUUGGCACGAGAAGCUCCCUUAUGCAUUAAUGGCAUAUAGAACUGCUAUACGGACAUCUACUGGGGCAACUCCCUACAACCUCAUGUAUGGGAUGGAAACAGUAUUGCCAGCUGAGGUCGAAAUCCCUUCAUUGCGCAUUUUAAUGGAGGCCAAGCUAGAUGAGGCUGAUUGGGUUAAACAACGUCAUGAAUAG
Molecule: messenger RNA, 1269 nt
Organism: Coffea eugenioides
Lineage: Eukaryota; Viridiplantae; Streptophyta; Magnoliopsida; Gentianales; Rubiaceae
Exons: 1
Coding region: 1-1269 (422 amino acids)
Biological process (GO): DNA integration
Molecular function (GO): nucleic acid binding; RNA-DNA hybrid ribonuclease activity
Source: RefSeq, a predicted model, not a curated record